Molecule: messenger RNA, 419 nt
Organism: Exaiptasia diaphana
Lineage: Eukaryota; Metazoa; Cnidaria; Anthozoa; Actiniaria; Aiptasiidae
Exons: 3
Coding region: 83-406 (107 amino acids)
Source: RefSeq, a predicted model, not a curated record
CUAGAUACCAGUAGAUGAACCCAUAAUUCUUGAAUUAUUCGUGCUAAUUUCCAAAUCCUCACAUUAAAGUAAUGUGUUUUACAUGCAUCAACAUGUUUACUGGUGUGUUAUUUAUCUUUCAGUAACACCAUCAAAUGAAACUUCAAGUGGAACAAAUAAGCCUAAAACAACAACAACAGCAGCAACACCAACAAAAACAACAACAAAUAAAACAUCUCCCUUAGGACCUGGGGAAAUUGUUGGUAUCGUCAUUGGAGUACUGGUAUUAAUAGCCAUAGUGGGUGUUGUAGUGUGGUACGUGAAAAAGUCAAAAAACAAUGGAAAUAAUGGCUCAACUAACAAGUCAGGUCCAUUGGAAAUGGAUAAACCAGCAGGUGAUGGUAAUCGCACCAGUCCUGAAGCGUAGUUGUUUAGUUCAG